UUGACUCGGGAAAUAUGUCAUCAAUGAUGGUGGUAACGGAGACGGAUGAACGGAGUCCCCUUCUUCAGAAUUCGUCCCACCAUGCCGGCGAGAUCACCUCUUCUGCUUCACCGUUACCGGACGUUGAAGAUGGACCUUCUUCUGCAACUAGACCUGCUAAUUCUACCGGUAUGAAACAACGCCUUGUCUCUCUCGACGUUUUCCGUGGUCUCACCGUCGCCUUGAUGAUCUUGGUUGAUGAUGCCGGAGGAGCUUUCCCUUCGAUAAACCAUUCUCCAUGGUUUGGUGUUACACUUGCGGACUUCGUGAUGCCGUUUUUCUUGUUUAGUGUUGGAAUUUCUGUGAGUCUUGUAUUCAAGAAAGUUUCUAGCAAACCAGCAGCAACCAAGAAAGUUGUACUCAGAACUAUCAAGCUCUUUCUUUUUGGUUUGAUUCUGCAAGGUGGAUACUUCCAUGGACGGGAUGAUCUAACUUACGGAGUCGAUGUCAACCAGAUACGGUGGAUGGGUGUGCUACAGAGGAUUUCAAUUGGAUAUCUGCUUGCUUCAAUAACUGAGAUCUGGUGUGUUGGCAAUAAUGAUGUCGAUUCAGCCAUAGCAUUUGGAAAAAAAUACUAUAUGCAGUGGGUGGUUGUCUUUGUGAUAGGCAUAUUGUACAUGUCUUUGUUGUAUGGUCUUUACAUCCCAGACUGGGGAUUUGAAGUCAUGAGCGAGAACCUUUCUUUAUCAGUACCAGAAUAUGGGAAGGAGACUCAAAUUGUACACUGUGGAGUCAGGGGUAGUCUAGAGCCCCCCUGUAAUGCAGUUGGCCUGAUUGAUCGGCUCCUCCUUGGCGAAAGUCAUCUAUAUAAAAAUCCUGUAUACAAGAGAACAAAGGAAUGUAGUGCCAAUUCUCCAGAUUAUGGACCCCUACCACCAAAUGCCCCUGCUUGGUGUCUUGCUCCAUUUGAUCCAGAGGGCCUGUUAAGUUCAUUAAUGGCUGCUAUUACGUGUUUCUUGGGGUUGCAGUAUGGACAUGUUAUGGUGCAUUAUAAGGGCCAUUUGCAAAGGAUUAUUAUAUGGCUAGUGUGUUCUUCCUCUCUGCUUAUCUUGGGAUAUGUUUUAAUGGUCCUAGGUGUUCCUUUAUCCAAACCAUUGUACACAAUAAGCUACAUGUGCAUCACAGAAGGAGCAUCGGGAAUUCUCUUGAUUGCUAUUUUUUACAUAGUUGAUGUGAUACAUAUCCAAAAACCCACCAUACUCUUCCAAUGGAUGGGAAUGAAUGCUCUCAUUGUUUAUGCUUUAGCUGCUUGUGACAUUUUCCCAGCAGCUUUACAAGGUUUUUAUUGGCGUACGCCUGAAAACAAUCUGGUUAAUGGUACGGAGUCGCUGAUUGAGGCAGCAGUCGAGUCUGAGAGGUGGGGUAAGUUGGUUUUUGUUUUUCUGGAAAUAUUAUUCUGGGGUGUUGUAGCAGGAUUCCUCCAUAUAAAAGGGAUCUACAUAAAGCUAUAAAUUGUAAUUAUCAAAAAUCUUAAUUAUUUUUGGUUAUUAACAUUCCGUUUCUGAAUGUUAUUAGCUGCAUCUUAGUAACAGUUUACCAUGGAAUAACAUUGUAGUUGUAGAGUUUGAUUGUGCUGUCUUUUGGUAUAAAUAUCUUAGUUGUUAGCGU
This is a messenger RNA of Cynara cardunculus var. scolymus (artichoke), 1647 nucleotides long. RefSeq names its product heparan-alpha-glucosaminide N-acetyltransferase-like. The transcript is spliced from 13 exons. The record is from RefSeq and is a predicted model, not a curated record. The coding region runs from base 15 to 1490 and encodes 491 amino acids. NCBI's taxonomy places the organism in Eukaryota, Viridiplantae, Streptophyta, Magnoliopsida, Asterales, Asteraceae.